Trichoderma atroviride IMI 206040 is the source of this 1986-nucleotide messenger RNA. RefSeq lists its product as uncharacterized. NCBI's taxonomy places the organism in Eukaryota, Fungi, Ascomycota, Sordariomycetes, Hypocreales, Hypocreaceae. The record is from RefSeq and is a predicted model, not a curated record.
GACGAGCAGACGUUUUCAACUCCUGAAAUUUCCAACAGGCCCGACGCGCAGCGCCCUGCCAGCGUUGUAUCCUCUCACAUGACGGACAUUGCCAGCGAGGAUGAAGCAGAUGACGUUGCGUCGACAUCGGCACCCAAGACGCAUCGAACACGAGAAUCGGGAUCGGUAAUCCGGCCAGAGUCAUCCAGGACGGGGGUCUCGACCUCCAAAGUUUGGGCAGGCGGCAGGAAGAAUUUGACCGGCGUGGGAAAGAGAGGAAGCGGCACAAGCACGACGAGCUCUGCGCUGGGACGAUCGCCGAGUCUGACUUCGCGAAGUCAUGUCCCGUCUCUGACGUCAAACGCCUUUUUCCACCCCAUGAGCUCGCAGAAGCUGCAGGCCCAGAGAGCGGGAGCUGUGCGGCCCAUUUCGACGAAUCAGCCACCCGCUGCGCCCCAGCCACAGUAUGGGGACCUUCCGGACAACGCAACCGAUGUUGAUGGAAGUGUUAUCCACGACUUUGCACCCUUGGCCAGCCCUACAUCGCCCGUCCAGUAUGUCAUGUAUACCGAAGACCACAGGCAUCUACCCUCUCGCGGAACCGACAACACCGAACACACUUUUGACCAAGGCACCGAUGCGACCAGUCCCACUGGACAUUAUGCGGCCGGGAGCAUGUCGGAAAGCGUCCGACCGCUGCGCAAGGCCUCGAUUCCAGAGAAAUCCCCUGCACAUCUCGACCUCAGCAGAGAUGGGAAUAUGAGGGGCUUCCCCAGCCCGAUGCUGAAGACGCCAAGGUCUUUUGGAUCGACAUUCCUGCCUGGCAUGGGUGACCGAGACCGCGAUCAGAGCCAAAGCGGCCAGAACCGAAACACGGCCGGCGUAGAAAAGCUCGGCUCUACUGCGUCAUCACCGCGAUUAAACCCCGUUGAUUCCCAACAUCGGCCCAAGACUGAGAGUACUGCAGCAUCUCACAAAAUGCGCAAGCACCGCAACUAUGAGUACUUUGAGGGCAACACCAUGUUCUGGUUUGGAGGCCGAUGGCAAAACACCAGGCAGCGUCCCAUCAACAUUGCCACUGGGGUUUUCAUCGUCCUCCCCUGUGUUCUAUUCUUCGUCUUUGAAGCGCCGUGGCUGUGGCACCAUGUUUCUCCAGCCAUCCCCAUCAUCUUUGCGUACCUUGCGUACAUUUGCUUCUCAUCUUUCCUCCAUGCCUCCAUAUCAGAUCCCGGGAUUCUCCCGCGAAAUCUUCACCAAUUUCCGCCGCUCGGCUCACUUGAAGAUCCCCUCCGUGUCGAUCCCCCGACAAAUGACUGGACCCUGAUAAAAUCAGCGGAGCCAACAGCCGCCGCCAUGGAGUUUCCCGUCAAGCACUGCCGGACCUGCAACAUCUGGCGGCCGCCUCGUGCUCACCAUUGCCGUUUGUGCGACAACUGCGUAGAGACGCACGACCACCACUGUGUGUGGCUCAACAACUGCGUUGGCAAGCGCAACUACCGAUACUUCUUCACCUUUGUCUCAUCCGCCACCUUCUUGUCUCUCUAUUUGAUUGGAGCCAGUCUUGCCCAGCUUAUUGUUUACAUGAACAAUGAAAACAUUUCAUUUUCCAAAUCCAUCAACCACUUCCGCGUUUCUCUCGCUUUGAUCAUUCUAGGAGUCUUUGCGUUUCUAUACCCCGCUGCCCUCAUGGGAUACCACAUAUUCUUGAUGGCUCGCGGCGAAACGACGAGAGAAUUCAUGAACUCCCACAAAUUCACAAAGGCUGAGCGGUAUCGACCGUUUGACCAAGUCAGCUUCUGGAAGAACAUCUUGGCUGUCUUGUGCAGGCCUCGCACGCCCUCUUACUAUCAAUUCAAGAAGGCAUAUGGCAACGGUGAUCAGCGACUGGGCCUUCACCGAGACCAAAGACCGCGGCUCGAUUCUCGAGGCCUUGAGAUGGAUGCAGUCAAGCCCACAUCUGCAGGCUUCCAAGGCCCAGUUGCCCUACGAGGCGAGAGCCAGGGCGAA